GUGUUGCCUCUCAGAAAUGAGGAUUUAUAUUCUACUUGCGGUGUUCAUCAGUUCUUGUCUUGCAGACACAAGUGUUCUUCGUCCAUGUUUCGAACGAUAUCCAAACCAUCGGCUAGUCAAUGUCAGACCAUAUCAUAGUGAAUGGAGAAUGAAAACAGAGGAUAUGUGCUUGCUCUUCUGUGCACAAUCUGCGUCUCGAUGCCGUUCAGUCGUAUACGACACUGUUCAACACAUCUGCCACUACUUCUCGGAUGAAGGCGUCGAUCAGGCAAUCCUAUCAGCCAAAAUGACCUACCUUCGUGUCGUGUCUCAAUCUUGUUUGCAAGAAAGCUCCGAAAUUGCCUCGGAUCCGAAAACUUCACCACCAGAUGCUCCACCAACUCUUCUUCCAAAUUCCUUUAAUAGUAUUAAUGAAAUUCAACAAGAUAUCCACGAAGAACUCGCAAUUCCACAACCACCAACAGAAGAAGAGCAGAUUACGUCGACCGAAGCUUCCAUUCCAGAAGUUGUUACAUUCGAAACUGCUACCCAGGAAGCUAUGAAUAAUGAUGAAGAUCUAGCUGUUGUUACAACUGAAAAACCAUUUGUCCCUCCAACUUCUACCUCAGAAAAUGUUAAUAUUGAUGAAGAAGAUUUGGAUGCUGAAUUGAAAUCUGUAAUGGAACAACCAUCACAAUUCACAGGAUCAUUUGCUGAUUCUGAUGCUCAAAUUGAUAAUAAUGGUGUCUAUAGAGAUAAGACUUCAAGCGAACAAAGAUGGAUGAAUUCCAUGGAAAAAAUGGAUGUGAAGCCUUCUGAAACUAAAAAAUCAAUCGAUGAAAAACUAGAGGACCUCAAGACAGAAAACAAAGAUAAAUAUGAAAUGUUGAUGGGAACGAGUCAAGAAUCCGAUCCGGAAGUUGCAGUGGAAACUCAAAAACUUAAGAAUAACUUGAGAUACGGAGCAAAGGUUAUUAAAUUCGACGAAGAAGCAGCAUUUAGAAAACAAUCCGAAUUGAGAAGAAAGCCAGUUGGAGCAAAGAGAAGACCUGAUCUGAAACCAGUUACAAUUUCUUCAACGAGUUAUAUUCAAAAAGCAAAAUCAUUCUUGGAUGAGGUUAACGAAGAAGAGGAGAAUGAAAACAUUAUUGAAACAGAAUGCCAACAAGACGAUGUUGAUGUGUGGAUCGCUUUUGAGAACAGCGCACAAGCUGAAGAAUCAGAAAACGUUGAUAUCGAUUCAAAUGUUCCAAAUAAAAGAGAGUGCGAGAAAAUUUGCAAAGAGAAGAAUUGCCGAUCUUACACUUACUUCGAAAAGACUCACACAUGUCACUUGAGCACCAAAUCCGACGGAGUAACAAUCAAAGCUCCACCUUCUGGAGAUUUCACAGCUACUACAUCCACAAAGUUCUGCUAUCCAAGAACAUUCUCAGUUUUCGACGGAUGUUCCAACUUUGUUGCAUUCCGUGAUUAUUCAGUGAGAAUUGAAGCAGUCGAAGAAUUCAAUGAUUUACCAAAAGGAUACGAUGGAAUGCAAUUAUGUAUUGAGUUGUGUGUUUUGUCCACCAAAUUCACAUGCAGAUCAUCAACAUUCAAUCCAAUAACUGGACAAUGUAGACUGAUGACUGAAGAUUCCAUGACAAGCCCAGAUUCUUUUGAAUAUGAUGAGUUCCAGAAGGCAUUGUACUUUGAAAAUGGAUGUACAAAUGCUGAGAAUGAGACUCCAGGCUCUUCUGAUAGAAACGUGGAAAUUGUUGAGGUAAAGCCGAAGAAGAUGAAGCACAGAUCAAUUAAGAUAAAGAAGAUUCGUCGUCGUCGUCACUAGAUCAUCCAUAUGUUCUCUAGAUGUUGUUUGUUUCCAUUCAUAAUUUUCAAUUUCUGAUUUCCGAUUUUUUUUCAAUCUUCGCUACAGGUGCCAUUGUACAUUCCUAAUAAGUAUUAAUAAUACCUAUUUUAAUAAUUUGUUUUGAUCUGAUCAAAGAAUUUUAUGUUAAUUUUUUACAAUAAAUUAUUUUUUGUUGUAUAAACUGACAAAUUCAACAUUUUAUGAAUUUUUCAAAUAA
Caenorhabditis elegans is the source of this 2042-nucleotide messenger RNA. It is a transcript of the gene T26C5.2, whose product is annotated as Apple domain-containing protein. Bases 17 to 1804 code for a protein of 595 amino acids. NCBI's taxonomy places the organism in Eukaryota, Metazoa, Nematoda, Chromadorea, Rhabditida, Rhabditidae. The record is from RefSeq and is marked reviewed. The transcript has 7 exons.